Molecule: messenger RNA, 1414 nt
Organism: Trifolium pratense (red clover)
Lineage: Eukaryota; Viridiplantae; Streptophyta; Magnoliopsida; Fabales; Fabaceae
Product: protein ARV 2-like
Exons: 11
Coding region: 431-1186 (251 amino acids)
Biological process (GO): sphingolipid metabolic process; regulation of plasma membrane sterol distribution; intracellular sterol transport
Cellular component (GO): cortical endoplasmic reticulum; Golgi apparatus
Source: RefSeq, a predicted model, not a curated record
CCAGUUUUUGAAAACCCAUAUUUCAGCGACCGUUGUCUUGCAAGAACAUACAUAUACCGGACGGAGCAACACCACCGUCCUCCGUCCACGACGGAGCAAGCCAAACCAAGAACACCAAAUUUCGGCCUCCAGCAACAUUUAAACAACCAGAAAGGAACUGAAUUAACUUAACCUCCAUAUACAAUACUCCAUUCAAGACUGCUACAGCAGAGACAUAGACCUUUCUCACUGCCGGCGAAGCCUUCUCCCUCCUUUGACGGCGAAUCUUUCUCUCUCUCUGGCGUCAUCAGAGAGAGUCACUCUCCUCUCCCUCCCUGUAACACGCCGGCACUGUUGCUAACAAACAUUGCUUCAGAUUCAUGAAAUGCUGAAAAUUACGAAACUGUAAUUUUGAUUGAAGCUGGGUUGCUGGAUUGUAAUUUCAUCAUCGAUGGGUUACAGAUGUAUUCAGUGUGGUUUUACCAUCAAAACACUUUAUCUUCAGUAUUCUCCUGGUAACAUUCGUUUGAUGAAAUGUGAGAAUUGCAAAGCUGUGGCAGAUGAAUACAUAGAAUGUGAAAUCAUGAUUAUUAUAAUAGAUUUAAUACUUCACAAACCCAAGGCCUAUAGACAUCUCCUUUACAAUGUCAUCAAUCAAGAAACCUUGAAAUUUCAGGGACUACUCUGGAAAUUGGCUGCCAUUUUUCUUCUUUUUGAUGCAUACAGGUAUUUGAUCUUGGAAAGCAGCAAGGGUAAUUUGGGUUCAUCAAUGAGCUACUCCUCACUAGUGUCAGUGUGUUGCAAGAUGCUGAUGGAUGUCUUCUUUGGGAACUUUAUUUUUCUUUUAACCUUCUUCUUUAUGGUCAAGAUAUUUCUCCAUAUAUCGAUCAGCGUCUCCAGGUGCAGUGACAUUUUGCUUGGUCUUCUGAUUUCAUGCUACUUCAAGAUUUUUCUUAUUGCCAUGAUGGUCUGGGAAUUUCCAUCUUCUGUGAUCUUCAUCAUUGAGUUAUUUUGCUUAUCAUCUAAUGCAGUAGCAUUAAAAGUGAUGACGGAGUCAAGUAUGAAUCGAUGUGUAUGGACCUGCUUCAGUGCAUAUGCUAUCAAAUUUGUUUUCGUUCAGGCUCCUGAGCUCAUAUUGUUGGGGAAAUUAAUUCAAGGCUGGAGUCAAAUGCCAUUAACAUUGUCUUUAAAGUCUGCAUUUAUCUAGUUUUUGUUUCUUUUAGUAGCAGAGUAUUAUGGCCAAUGACUAUUGUGUUUGUGAACUGUAUCCUUCAUUUUUUUUUUCUCUUCUUAAAUUUGAUUUGGAUGUUAAAUUUUAUUAGUUUGUUCCUUCUUUGUGAUGUGAAUGCUAGCAUAUGAGGAUUGUUUACGGUGAACCAUCAAUGAUAACUAUAAAGUAUUCAUCAAUUGUAUCUUGGAUGAUUGAGAUUCUUAA